Molecule: messenger RNA, 1209 nt
Organism: Penicillium argentinense
Lineage: Eukaryota; Fungi; Ascomycota; Eurotiomycetes; Eurotiales; Aspergillaceae
Exons: 7
Coding region: 1-1209 (402 amino acids)
Biological process (GO): meiotic recombination checkpoint signaling; synaptonemal complex assembly
Cellular component (GO): nucleus
Source: RefSeq, a predicted model, not a curated record
AUGGAGACGAUGCUCGACGGCCACCAGAAAAUGGUCCAGAGUCUCGAACUCAUGAAAAUUGUUCUGCACAUUACGCUCGCAGGGAUCCUUUUCAAGCGGAACCUCUUGCCAUGGAUCGUCUUCGGCGAACGAGGUCUUUCGAUUCCAAAGCUUUCUGUCCCCGAGAUCUCCCACGUCCACACAUAUAAAGACUUCAUUAGUGACGACGGGAGUAAAAACGAUGACUCUACAUUCAAAGUAACAGUGAUGGAGAGGGGAAAAGAUUCCAAAACAGAUCAUGUACUUGAUCUGCUGGAAGGAAGCAUAUUCGAAGCACUGAUGCGACGCCACCUUCACGCCGCACAAUUUUCCAUUAUCGAGGACCGAGAGCAGCCUCUUGAGGUUCUUGAGUCCUACAUCAUUUCGUUUGCGUAUGACAAUGCUCAACGUAAGAUGGAUAAGGGCAAGCACGUUGAUCCCAAUGACCAUGUCCAAGACAAUGCAGAAAACUCAGUCGCUCCAGUCGCCUUUUCAGUGAAUGUCAGAAAAGGUAUUCGGCAUAUAAACCGCUUACUCACACCCCUCACGGCCUCGUUUACCAAGCUGCCCAGUGUCCGAGCUCUCGGAGUUUUCUUGACUUAUACCGAAAACUGUCCGAAAGAGUAUCAAGUCCCGGAUUUUACAGACGCUGAUAAUGUCCUGCUCAAAGCCAUCAGCGAGGAGAAGUUGGGCAAGCGGACUAUUUGCUGCGGUGGCAUCGGUACUGGUCUUCAUUCAGCCUCUCUGAAAGUGACCUACACCCACCAGCUGACACGGAGCGCAUCUGUUUCCUCGAUCAAUACACAGCCAUCUGUAAAACCUGCAGAGGUUAAUUCGGAGAAUUUCCGAAUGGUUAUGAACCAUUCGUCCCAAGAACACACAAAGCACAAUGAGGACCUUGUGGGUGAAGGUGCAAAUGGCGACUCUCUUACGCACAUGCAGGAUAAUCGACUCAUCGACCCAAUAAGCCAGGCCAAAGACAUGAAGAGUCCCGAUCGAGUAGGGAACAUCCAGGAAGAUGCAAUGGAAGCAAUCGAACAAGCUCCUGACUUCGCAAAUCGAGCGAUUUCCAAUGGCAACAAACGAAAGUCAAAAUCGCAAUCGACUGAGAGGUACCACGAGGGCAACAUCCGCGAGCGUCACAAUGUCAUCACGAGCUCAAAAGCGAGAAGACUACCAUUUGACGCAUGA